This is a messenger RNA of Trematomus bernacchii (emerald rockcod), 3318 nucleotides long. Its product is annotated as lactosylceramide 1,3-N-acetyl-beta-D-glucosaminyltransferase A-like. NCBI's taxonomy places the organism in Eukaryota, Metazoa, Chordata, Actinopteri, Perciformes, Nototheniidae. Bases 721 to 1896 code for a protein of 391 amino acids. The transcript has a single exon. The record is from RefSeq and is a predicted model, not a curated record. Gene Ontology annotation, cellular component: membrane. Gene Ontology annotation, biological process: brain development.
AAUAACUCUCCUUACCAGCAGGCGGCGGAAGUGUGUAUUCGUCAUUCAAAAGAGGCAACCGGAAGACAGACUGCGUGAUAUAUACAAACAACAAAUAGCGAAUAGCCAACAAAUCCAAAGACGCACCGUUAAUGGUGACAUGGAACAGGGACAACUCACAGUGAUCAUGGGAAGUCCUGCACAGAUCUCAAAACCGUGACACCCGUCAGUCUGCUCUCCAUAUCCUCCGCACCAUUUGUUCCUAUGACUUACUGAUGUGAGCCUGAGGGAUAAGUGGAGAAGAGUUCUCAGGAAAAAAUAAGGACAGAGCAUGUUGCCAAGCUUUACCUGGAGAUGCUUGCAGCCAGAUUAUCAUGAAGGAGCGGAGCUUUUGCAUCUCACAGUUGAGGAAGAUCAGUAACAGAGGAACCCAGACUCAUGAGGAGCCUGACAAAGGUCUACUGGACUUUACAUCAUUAAAAAAGAAGAGUUGCCAGGUAGGACAGAAGAAUGAAAGAGGAGAUUAAGGCGAGACAGACUAGAGAAGAUGAAGUGAAGGCUAAACUAAGGCAAACAGUUUGAUAGAUGGAAUGAGUAGUAGAGAGGCAGGCAGAAAUUAAAUUAAAUACUACCAUUAAAGAAAAGCCAGAAGAAGAUACCGUCCACGAGAGUAAAUGUCUAGAAGUAUCCAGAGAAUAGGUGAUCUCAGGUUUUGAAGAUCAGCAAAAAACAGUAUUCGCGAUGUUCAUGAACUUCCGUCGUAUUCACAAGUGCCAGUUCGUGCAGCUGCUGACCGCAUGCAUGGUGCUGUGUGUGGUGAUGGUCAGCUGGGAGGAGCUGGACCACCAUGUGGUCAGCCACAUGAAAUCCUACACGUACCGCUACCUGGUCAACAGCUACGACUUCCUCAACUCUAACUUCAACAUCACCUCCAACCGUCACAGAAAGGAUGGUUCUACUAACGUGUUGAUGACCUACCCGUACCUCAUCAACCGUCCAGGGAAAUGUGCAAGGAGAGAUGGGAAAAGCGUGGAUGACGUCCUCCUUCUUCUGUUUGUGAAAUCAUCGCCAGAGAACUUUGAGCGGCGCCAGGCCAUCAGGGACACGUGGGGGAACGAGAGCUUUGUUUGGUCCGAACUGGGAGCCACCGUGCGGAUGGUGUUCGCCCUCGGUGUGGACGCAAAGCGGAGAUCCAGGGUGCAGAGAGCACUGCUACAGGAGGACCAGACCUACGGAGACCUGAUCCAGCAGGACUUUUUGGAUACCUUCCACAACCUCACAGCCAAACUGAUCACGCAGUUCCACUGGGCCCAUGACUACUGCCCUCAGGCACGCUUCCUCAUGUCUGCAGAUGACGACAUCUUCGUCCACAUGCCCAAUUUGGUGAAGUACCUAAGGCAGCUUCUGAGUAAUAAAUCAGGGGUCAAAGACUUUUGGGUGGGGCAUGUACAUAGAGGAGCCCCUCCAGUUCGCCGCAAAGAAAGCAAAUACCACAUCCCCUAUGAUCUGUACCCCUGGCCUUCCUACCCGGACUACACGGCUGGAGCGGGGUACGUGGUUUCAGGAGAUGUGGCCGCUAAGAUCUACCAGGCCACUCAGGUGCUGAACUCCUCCAUUUACAUUGAUGACGUCUUCAUGGGGAUUUGUGCCAAAGCCAUGGGGGUCUCUCCCCAGGAGCAUUUGUACUUUUCAGGUGAGGGCAAGGCUCUCUAUCACCCCUGUAUCUAUGACCACAUGAUCACAUCGCACGGUCACGCCACAGACAUUCGGUCACUGUGGCAGGCAGCUACAGACCCUGCAGUGUACGGCAAGUCCAGAGGAUUUAUGGGUAAUCUGUACUGCACAGCGGUGAGGGCGAUGAUGCUGUGUCGGCCAUAUUACCAGAACUCUUACUCCUGUAUGGCUGCUUUUACAUAAAUUAUCCUCAGGUAACGCAAGGACUGCUUAAAGGUAGGGUAGGUAAGUUUGGGAAACCGGCUCGAGAUCGCUAGAAUUUGAAAAUACACAACCGGAAAAAAUCUGCCACUUCCUUACAGAGCCCCUCCUCCAACACACACGAACGCGCACAUGACCAAUGAGGGCACGAGAUAAGUUUGUGCACAGAUGGAAGGCUGACAGGCAGGUAGGCCAUCCAGUUAUUUUAGCCGGGCCGGCUCAGACGAUUGGUCGUGCUUUUUACAGUACUACGGCUUCCACUGAUGACUUUUUUUAUGGAUUUUUUGUCAAAGCACUUCAGAUAUUCAUUGCUAUCGGGAUGUUAAGAGCAUUCCAUGGAAUAUAAGAAAAAGUGUAUCUCAAGCCGGUUUCUCAAACUUACCUACCCCACCUUUAAUGCUAAAUGUUUGCAGACAAAGAAAUGACGGAACUUUACUUGAACAGUCUGCCAUGCUGUUUUUCUUUAAUGUGAUAUGUAAGUGUUUACUUGGCUAACCUGCCACACACCACCAAUGCUACAGCUUGAGCCAAGCAGCACAGGGAUGAACUAUGCCAAUAUUUUAACAGUAUCAGUGCAGUGCCUUUUCAGUGGGGCAAGAUAUAGCAAAUAUGUGCCUAUCCUGCUAUUUGUGUUUAUUCUUUUAAUCACACAGCGUUAAGAACAAAUCAAAAUGUGCCUAUAACUGUCAGUUGCAGCCCUAGCAUUAUUAUUGGUUUAAUAUUUUUAAAACAUUUUAAAAUGACUAUCUUGAACAGCUACAACAGUCAAAUACUUCUAGGCAGAUUGUGGAGGACAAUGGGAGAAUGAAGCCAACCUCACGUAUGAAAGGCUACAUGUCAAUAGAGGGGCAGAAACCGUCUUGCAAAUUUACAUUUCAAUCUUGAACAAUGAACAGCGGUAGACAGUGUUGAAGAAAGGAAGAAAAUGGAACAAUGUAUUUUAUCAUAUAAAGCUUAAAUAUGCUAAAAACUGUGUUAAAACUCUGAAUGCCAUAGUCAUGUAUCGUAUAGUUUAACGCUUUAGCAAUAUAAACAGGAUGUAUAACAACAAUCCUUAAAAACAUAGGUACUCAUAAAGACCUGUAGUACGCACUUACUCUUUCGAGGAGAUGAACUUUCUACGCACUUCCCCUUUCGAGGAGAACAUCUGUUAUGUAUUUCCUUGCGGGAAGUGAACAUUUAACCACAGCAAUGAAGAAGGACACCUCUAACGCACCAGCUUGCACGCACAAACCAUGUGACAAGCCGCGGGAAAGAAGAGGAUAAAAGAAGACUGAAGAAUGCUAAAUCUCAGAUAUAAUAUGUAUCUGAGCAAAACACAUUUCAUUUGUUAUUGAUGUGUGGUGUUAUAACUUGUGAAACUUUAAUAAAACUACCUGUUCACAUUUGUGAGAGGAAACUAAA